Molecule: messenger RNA, 1859 nt
Organism: Panonychus citri (citrus red mite)
Lineage: Eukaryota; Metazoa; Arthropoda; Arachnida; Trombidiformes; Tetranychidae
Product: sphingomyelin phosphodiesterase-like
Biological process (GO): sphingomyelin catabolic process
Molecular function (GO): sphingomyelin phosphodiesterase activity
Source: RefSeq, a predicted model, not a curated record
AUGAUAAUCAAAGAACCAAAUAAAGUUAAACAAUUGGAACAAUUAAUUAAUGAGGUUGAAUCAUUUCUCAAUCAAAAUUCAACUAAAUCAUCGAGAAUCUCAAAUUAUCCAACUAAUUACGGUUCUGUUGGUAAUUCUUAUGUUUAUGGAGUAUUACAAAGACUAUUGGAAGUUAUUUCGUUUAAUGAGAUAAUUUAUCGAGUUCGUGAAGGAGUCGCUUCGACAACGACCUGUUUGACCUGCCGAUUGUUGGCCAUCUUUUUCACCAACGAUCACCUGAGUACCUAUUCUUACCUUUACAUGAUGGAAACACUUUGUGUCUCAUUUGGGAUGCAAAAGAAACACAUUUGCCGAGAGAUGAUAGACCAAGUAACAAAUGUUGUUGAUUAUGUACGAUUGAAUACUAAAUUAACAUCAGAGGAAAUGUGUGGUGUUUCAAUUGGAUUGGGUUGUGUGUUUUUCACCACCGAGAAAAUUAAUUGGACAAUUCCGCUUCCAGAUGAAGUGGAAACAAUUGUAUCAAAUGAGGUGGAAAGUUUUUCAUUGAAUAACGGUAAAAAAGAGGGUGGAAAAGUUUAUACAAUUGCUCAGAUAACCGAUGUUCAUAUGGAUCCUUUGUAUGUUCCCGGUACUAUUGCGAGUUGUAAUGAGCCGGUUUGUUGUCGACCAGAUCAAGAUUUCACUGACCAUUUGGUUGGUGUUGCUGGACUUUGGGGUGCUUACAACGGAGGCUGUGACACUCCCAUUUCAACAGUUUUCCAAACAAUGGAGAGACUCAAUGAAAGCUCACACCUAUUACACUACAUCUUGAGCACUGGCGAUGUGAUUCCUCAUGAUAUCUGGAAUUAUCGUAGAGCGACAACUCUUGGAUUAUUGGAUAUUAUGGAUAAAGCUUAUGAGAUUGUUGAUCCAGUUCCAGUUUAUUCAGCGAUUGGAAAUCACGAGGCGAUUCCAAUCAACAGUUUCUCUCCGUCGUCCAAAGAGAUCGGUGGUAGAGAUGAUAUAACUAACGAUUGGCUCUAUCAAAGUUUGGCUCAUCGAUGGUCAAAAUGGAUUCCAGAGGAAUAUUCAGAAGAUUUUAAAAGACGUGGUAAUUAUGUUGUCAAAGUUCACCCUGGUUUCCGGAUAAUUCAGUACAAUAGUAAUUACUGUGCUCGCACCAAUCCAUGGGUUCUUUAUGAUUCAGUUGAUCCUGGUGAGAUAUUGGCAUUUUGGCAUGAAUUGGCAUCAGCUGAACGGGAAGGUGACACGGUUCAUCUUGUUGGUCAUAUUGCUCCCGAUCAUCGUGAGUGCACCCAAGCUUGGCUUCAUAACUUUAUUAGGAUAAUUGAACGUUAUCAGAAUACAAUUAAGGCUCAAUUUUAUGGACACGAUCAUCGAGAUGAAUUUCGUUUAUAUUAUUCAUUGAAAAAUUCAACAAUUCCAAUUGGAUUUGCUUUUAUUGCUCCAUCAUUAACAUCUUAUUCUCAGACUAAUCCAGGUUACAGAAUUUACCAAAUGGAUGAACAAGGAGUGAUCCUUGAUUAUGAGACACAAUAUUUUAAUUUGACGGAAGAUCAAUUCUCAAAUCAACCAAAUUGGAAGACGAUGUACAAAGCAACAGAAUUAUUCCAAUCGGAUCAGGUUAAUCCUCAAAUUCUCGAUAAUUUCCUGCUAAAAAUAGAAAAAGAUGAUCAGCUUUUCGAUACAUAUUACAGAUACUUUUAUGUGAUGACUGACGAUGAAAGUGGUAAAUUUUGGGAUGAAGGAAUCAAACGAACGGUAAUUAGUAGUCAUAAAGUUAAAUUACCGAUGUUAACACCUCCAAUUCCAGUGGCUUAGGUCAAUUUAAAGGUCAAACUGCGUUCAACAUUCAAGGU